Messenger RNA from Cladocopium goreaui, 261 nucleotides. Lineage: Eukaryota; Dinophyceae; Suessiales; Symbiodiniaceae. The record is from the annotation of a GenBank genome assembly.
AUGGCGGAUCCACAUGGAUCCACCCAGAAAUUCAACUUCAAAUCCAGGUGCUUGAAGCUGCAGGAGAGCAACCGGAAAUUGGGAGAGGCGCAUCAGUUGCUGCAAGGGACCAAGAGCGAGUGCCAAGAGUUGUUGGGUGGCGACAACAGCGAGACCAUCAAGUGCAUGCAAUCGCUGGCUGACGUCCUGGCCUCUAUGGGGGAGCUGCAUAAGGCAGAAGAGGAGUACCAAAAGGUCUACAAGCAACUCAGCCAGACCUAG